ACCUGCAUAAGUACCGGGUCCUUCUCAUGAGACCUUAAUUCUGUCUUCUCCCCUCUCCAGCAAACUCCAGCAUCUUCGCACACUCAACGGCAUGUCUGACGCAAGCAAGCCCCUUGUCGUUGUCGCCGGCGCUACUGGUGCCACCGGUACCAGCGUCAUCAACGGUCUGCUGCGCUCUGGAAACUAUCGCGUAGCUGCCAUAGUCCGCUCUGCGGACAAGCCUGCCGUCGUCGACUUCAAGAACCGCGGCGUCGAGAUCCUUGUCUGCCCCGACCUUGCCAAGGCGACGCACGCCGAACUUGUCGAGCUGCUCAAGGGUGCAGACUUCGUGGUCUCCACCGUUCAUGCGGUCAUCUUGAGCGCGCAGCGUGCGCUAUUCGCUGCGGCAAAGGAGGCCGGCGUGAAGCGCGUCGUCCCGGACGACUUCAGCACGCACGCGCCCCCUGGUGCUAUGCUCCUCAACGAUAUUAAACUUGGUAUCCGUGACUAUAUUCGCGAGCUUGGCAUUGGCUACACCUUCGUCGAAGUCGGCCUUUGGUACGAGUCCCUCCUCCCGUACCCGCCCAGCUACGCCGGCAACCCGCUCGCGGACAUGAGCAUGCUGUUCCGCGGCGCAGGCGACGUGUCCACCGCCUGCACCGCGCUCGCCUCCAUCGGCGACUUCGUCGCGCGCAUCCUGCUCGACCCGCGCACGCUCAACCAGACCGUCUUCGCGUGGGAGGACGAGCGCACGGAGGCGGACUUCUUCCGCAUCGCGGAGGCGAAGUGCGGCGACGCGGAGGCGUUCCGCGCGCGCAUCGUGCGCGUGCCCGCGGACGCGCUCGCCGCGCAGAUCGAGGACGCGAAGGCGAAGGGGGACGCGGGGAUCACGAUGCGGUUCUUCCUCGAGUAUGGGUAUAGCACGUUUGUAAGGGGGGAUAAUACGGUGGAGAAGGCGGUGAGGGAUGGGGCGCUGGAUGCGAAGGUGCUGUAUCCGGAUAUGUAUCCCAGGAAGAGCGUGGAGGAGUUCGCGGAGACGUUCUACCCGAACCCGCCGUACCCGUGGCCGGAGGAGACGAUCAAGGCGUGGAGUCAGUUGCAGACUGAGGCGAUGUAGAGACAGGGGCGUACAGCAGAAGUCAU
Schizophyllum commune H4-8 is the source of this 1122-nucleotide messenger RNA. Its product is annotated as NAD(P)-binding protein. The transcript is spliced from 4 exons. The record is from RefSeq and is a predicted model, not a curated record. Bases 92 to 1096 code for a protein of 334 amino acids. NCBI's taxonomy places the organism in Eukaryota, Fungi, Basidiomycota, Agaricomycetes, Agaricales, Schizophyllaceae.